Messenger RNA from Anoplophora glabripennis (Asian longhorned beetle), 1573 nucleotides. RefSeq names its product protein arginine methyltransferase NDUFAF7, mitochondrial. Gene Ontology annotation, cellular component: mitochondrion. The record is from RefSeq and is a predicted model, not a curated record. The transcript is spliced from 4 exons. Gene Ontology annotation, molecular function: protein-arginine omega-N symmetric methyltransferase activity. Bases 205 to 1503 code for a protein of 432 amino acids. NCBI's taxonomy places the organism in Eukaryota, Metazoa, Arthropoda, Insecta, Coleoptera, Cerambycidae. Gene Ontology annotation, biological process: mitochondrial respiratory chain complex I assembly.
UGGAUAUCAACAUAACCUUUUUUUAAUUUUGCGUUUUCUAAUUUUAUUCUGUAAGCAGAUAUUAAAUCUUGUCUAUAUUAAGGCAACAUUUGUUAACUUCAAACAUUCUCAAAUAACACGACUACAUGAAGAAAUAAUAUUUUGGCUUCACCGUGACGUGAUGUCAAUAUUUUUUUUGUUUUUUUAGACGUCCCAAAAAUGUGAAUGCACCGUUCUGAAAUCUCGAAAUUAAACAUGAUACUUUCGCGUGUACGCCACCCAAAAUUCACCGUAAAAAACUUUACAAUCGUGCGGACUUAUUACAAUGUCAAGAGAAAGGUCAAAGUGGACGAGGACUACCUAGCCAAGCACAUCCACCAAAAGAUCAGAGCUAAGGGGCCAGUGACUGUAGCAGAAUACAUGAAGGAGGUACUGACCAAUCCAAUGGCUGGGUAUUACAUGCACAAGGACAUGUUUGGUGAUACGGGAGACUUUGUUACUUCGCCCGAAAUCACACAGAUGUUCGGCGAGAUAAUAGCGGUUUGGUUUCUCAACGAGUGGCAGAAGAUGGGGUCUCCCAAGCCGGUGCAGAUUGUGGAGCUUGGGCCAGGCAGAGGUACGUUGUGUAACGAUAUUUUACGGGUGUUUAGCCAUUUCAAGGCCCUGCACAAAGCUAGCCUCCAUCUAGUCGAGAUCAGUCCUACUUUGAGUGAGGUGCAGGCGAAGCAGUUGUGUAACGAGACGAAUCCUACCCCCGAAAGUGACACCGUGUAUAAGAGAGGGAUGUCCCACCACGGGAUCCCCGUAUUCUGGCACAAACAGCUGGAAGACGUCCCCCACUCCUUCAGCUUGAUCGUGGCGCACGAGUUUUUCGACGCGCUGCCCAUACACAAGUUCCACAAGACUUUCAACGGGUACAAGGAGGUGCUCAUCGACAUUGAUUGUGACGAGACCACCGACAGCCUGCCAAAAUUCAGGUACACCCUGGCCCGCAACGAGACCCCAAUGAGCAAGUUGCUGGUGAAGCCAGACGAGACCCGGGAACACGUCGAGAUAUCCCCCGACAGCAUCGCGAUCUUUAGGACCAUCUGCGAGAGGGUCAAGUUCUCGGGCGGCAUCGCCCUGGUCUGCGACUACGGCCACAACGGCACCGGCACCGACACGUUCCGCGCCUUCAAGAAGCACCAACAGGUGGACCCGCUGGUGUUGCCCGGGACGGCGGAUCUCACCGCCGACGUCGACUUCAGUCUGUUGAGGAACGUCGCGAACGAGGUAGAUGGCGUCAUUACGCUGGGCCCCUCCACUCAGAAGAACUUCCUGUUGAAGACCGGGCUGGAGUACAGGUUCAAGGCUCUGGCCAGGAACAUCGAAGACAAAGACCAGCUGGAGAAUCUGACGGAGUGUUAUAAUUUCUUGGUGGACGAGGAGAAGAUGGGGGAGAGGUUCAAGUUCUGCGCGCUGUUCCCGGAGACGGCAAGGAAGAUUCUCAACAAGGCGGCCGUGGUGGGGUUCUCGUGGCAGUAGGUGGCGUUGGUUUUACGAUAAAAAUCUGUGAUGUUCUGUUUUGGUAAAAUAAAUUAUUUAUUUCGUGUUU